AUGAAAGCUAAAUUCCGAGCAACUUAUGAUCCAAAUCUAGAUACAUUUCGUAUAGAAUAUUUGUUAGGAGCAAGUUUAAUACUUGGUUUAAUAUUUAAUUAUUAUUUCACGUUUACUGAGGUCUUGUGGACAUUUUCAAUCUAUCUUGAAUCUGUUGCCAUUCUGCCACAACUGUUUAUGCUUUCACGUACUGGAGAAGCUGAAACUAUUACAACACAUUAUUUAUUUGCGUUAGGCACAUAUCGUGCACUUUAUUUAAUAAAUUGGUUGUGGCGUUUUACAUUUGAAGGACAUGUUGAUUGGAUUGUUUGGAUCGCUGGUGCUAUCCAAACAGCUUUAUAUAGUGAUUUCUUUUAUAUUUAUUAUACAAGAGUAUUAAAAGAAAGAAAGAAAUUUGAAUUACCGCAGUAA
Entrophospora sp. SA101 is the source of this 411-nucleotide messenger RNA. The record is from the annotation of a GenBank genome assembly. NCBI's taxonomy places the organism in Eukaryota, Fungi, Glomeromycota, Glomeromycetes, Entrophosporales, Entrophosporaceae.